AUGGAGAAGAAAAGACUUAAUACAUUCAAUCAAACUGCCUAUGAAGAGUUUGCAAGAUCAGAGGUGGCUACGCGAGCCCAGAAAAUGAUAUUUGAUGGAAUUGAUGCUACGGAGGAUCCGGGGGAAAUGAGAAGAGAUGUGCGAGCAUCGAAGUAUAAGGAGAAUGACAAUUCGUGGAGCCCGAGUAAGAGGCAGAAAAGGAAGACUUUGACUGAGGUGCCCGAGGGUAACAUGGAAACAACGAGUAAUAGGCAGGAAAGAAAGGUUUGGGAGAGGUGCCUGAAGGCAACAUGGAAACAAUGA
Cylicocyclus nassatus is the source of this 303-nucleotide messenger RNA. Lineage: Eukaryota; Metazoa; Nematoda; Chromadorea; Rhabditida; Strongylidae. The record is from the annotation of a GenBank genome assembly.